AAAACCAAACAGUAUAACACGUCAAAUCACAUUAGAAUAAUUAAUUAAAUUUUAUCGAUAAAAAUCACCAAAAUACCAAUAAAUUCCGCACUCCGUCUCUUCCAGUCUCAGUCAGUCGCUAUUCUCUCAUCGACGUUUCAUUGCCCUAAUUUGAAGAUUGGCCUCUGUAGCAAGAGAAGAUGGAUCUGUUGAGCAGUUUACCAGACGAGGUUCGUUGUCUUAUAUUGUCCUUUCUUACCACAAAGGAGUCUGCUUCCACAUCUGUUCUGUCUAAGAAGUGGCGUAAUCUGUUUGCACUUGUCCCUAAUCUUGACUUUGAUGACUCUGAGUUUCUUCAUCCGGAAGAGGGUAAGCGGGAAAGAGACGGUAUUCUUCAGAGUUUCAUGGAUUUUGUGGAUAGAGUAUUGUCUCUUCAGGGCAAUUCUUCCAUUCGUAAGUUCUCUCUCAAGUGUGAAACUGGUGUUCCUCCAGCUCGUGUGAAUCGUUGGUUGUGUGAGGUGCUGCAGCGUGAUGUUUCAGACAUUGAUCUCACCAUUGAUUUGGGAUAUGGUUAUUAUCUGCCUGAAGAGUUGUUCGUGAGUGAGACACUAGUCAAUCUGAAAUUAAAAAGUGCAUUUAAUAUUGAUUGGUGGCCUGGAGCUGAAGGCACUUCCUUACCAAUGCUUAAAAGUCUUUGUGUUUACGGUGUGAGGGUUUUUUGUGAUGAUGAGCUUCAGGAGCUUCUUCCUUGUUUCCCUGUGCUUGAAGAAUUACAAAUGUCUAAUAUGCAGUGGCUUGAUUCUGAUGAAACCGUGUCAAGUGCAACCCUCACAACGCUCCAUAUUACUGGCAUCCGCUCUGAAAAUCCUAAGAGCAUUUCUUUUGAUACUCCAAAUCUGCUUUCCUUUGUCUACACUGAUUUUGUUGCGGAGGACUAUCCAUUAGUUAAUAUGAAAAACUUGUCUCUGGCUCGACUCGCCCUUAGAGCAAAUGACGAUCAAAUCAAGCGAGUAAGAGGGCCAAGUAAUGAUUUGUUAGAGUAUGAUGUCGUUCGCCACUUUGGCAAUGUGGUGAAGCUCAUGAAUGGCAUACAAAAUGUUCAGGAACUUCACUUGUGUCCUGAUACUCUCGAGUUGCUUUCUGUAUGCUGUGAGUCGAUGCCAGUGUUCAACAACGUUAAAAAGUUACUUAUUUACAGUGACGAGGAUCGAGGAUGGCAAGCAGUGCCAGUUCUUCUACGGAAUUGUCCACGUUUAGAAACUCUAAUAUUUGAGGGUAUCGUGCACCAUGUGACAGAUAAAUGCGGGGAUGCUUGUGACUGCAUUUUCCGAAAGGACAAAGGCCGUUCGCUCAAAUCUUGUCCAGUGAAAGUGGUAGAGAUUAAUGGGUUUGGAGUAACAAUGAAAGAGAAGUACCUGAUAGAGCAUUUCUUGGAUUACUUUUCGUGUUUAAAGGAGAUGAAGAUCUAUAUUAAUUGUGAAGAGGAUGGUGUUACACAACAGGUUAUGAAGAACCGUGAAGUGUCUAAACUUGUCUUGGAUGAGAUGGAAGAGUACAACGAGUUCUAUAGUUGCAAUGUGAAGCUAUUCUUGUGUAAGAAGAAGUCGAUUCCACAAUGAAAGUCUCUGAAGAACAACGCCUCCUUGGAAUUCGACUUGAGUUUAGUGUUCUUUAAUCGGCUUGAAAACCGUCUCAAACCAGACCAGUUGCAAAACCUGUAUCUGUUUCCUCUUUGUCUUGAUCUUACCAACUUUUGUGUGGGGGAUUGUUUUAAAGUGAUUUGUAAUCUGUUUUCUUUCGGUUGACUUGUUAAUUAUCUAAUGAUGUUACUUGAAGUGGCAAAGAUUUGCAACAUUGAUCAGUGGCCAUAAAAACUGACGAUUGUAGCCUAGGAUGAUUGAUUUUGAGUCCAGCACAUCUCUAUAUAGAAAACCAUCGAAUUAAACCGGUGAUAUUGAAAGAACCGGAUAAAUAAGACCAA
Molecule: messenger RNA, 1960 nt
Organism: Arabidopsis thaliana (thale cress)
Lineage: Eukaryota; Viridiplantae; Streptophyta; Magnoliopsida; Brassicales; Brassicaceae
Product: F-box/RNI-like superfamily protein
Exons: 4
Coding region: 180-1598 (472 amino acids)
Source: RefSeq, marked reviewed